CAGUUAUGUUGGUCCGCAAAAUAAGCACAUUUGGUGGAGCAGCUAAAACGUUUUCGAAAGUCGUUCCGAACAACUUAAAAGGAAAAAGCAAAAGCUCGCAAGAAUGGCUUACCAGACAGCUGCGGGAUCCGUACGUAGAACGGGCAAAAAUGAUGAAUUACAGGUGUCGAAGUGCAUUUAAACUACUGGAACUGGACCAAAAGUAUGGGCUCAUUAAACCGGGCUAUACGGUGAUUGAUUGUGGUGCAGCACCGGGUUCCUGGACACAAAUUGCCGUCAAGCAAGCAAAUGCCGACGGUAGUAUGCCGGGUAAACCGAAGGGUACAGUUGUUGGGGUGGAUCUUCUUCAGAUAUACCCUAUAGAGCACGCAAUUCUGUUUGGCAACAGUGACUUUUUGCGCAAGGAAACGCAGGACAAAAUCCGGACCACUCUCGGUGAUCGACGGGUUGAUUGUGUUCUGUCCGAUAUGGCACCCAACGCAACCGGUGUACGGUCGUUGGAUCAGGAAAACAUUACCACGCUGUGCUACUCUGUGCUACGGUUUGCGAUACUGAUGUCCACACCGAAUGCAUCUUUACUGAUGAAAGUCUGGGACAAUGGGGAUGUUCCGAAACUGGAGAAAAGCAUACUGGAAUACUACCAAACGGUCAAGCGAGUGAAGCCACGGGCAAGCCGUGAUGAUUCAGCGGAGAAUUUCAUCCUAGCACGUGGUUUUGUAGGCAUAGAGAGAUAA
Messenger RNA from Anopheles maculipalpis, 734 nucleotides. It is a transcript of the gene Mrm2, whose product is annotated as rRNA methyltransferase 2, mitochondrial. Gene Ontology annotation, biological process: RNA methylation. Gene Ontology annotation, molecular function: rRNA (uridine-2'-O-ribose)-methyltransferase activity. The transcript is spliced from 3 exons. The record is from RefSeq and is a predicted model, not a curated record. Lineage: Eukaryota; Metazoa; Arthropoda; Insecta; Diptera; Culicidae. The coding region runs from base 6 to 734 and encodes 242 amino acids. Gene Ontology annotation, cellular component: mitochondrion.